AUGAAAAAAGUUCUAUUUUUGUGCAUUACCAUUGCAGUUCUUUCUACGAUUAUAUUGGCACGACCAGAGAAUGAUAUUGAUGAUUUUAAUGUUGAACAUGAAAUAGCAACAGAGUUCUUAAAACGAACAGUUUUUCAUCCGGGAAAAACUCAAUGUGAAGAGCAAAAACGAGAAGCAUCUGAAAAAUAUGAAGAACGUUGUGAACCGAGUGUGAAUAAAUUAACUGGAUCACGUUAUUGUCCGGAUAUCAAAACAUGGGACGCAUUUCAAAAUUAUGAAGUGGGUGGUGGAUAUGGUCGUUAA
Messenger RNA from Adineta steineri, 303 nucleotides. Lineage: Eukaryota; Metazoa; Rotifera; Eurotatoria; Adinetida; Adinetidae. The record is from the annotation of a GenBank genome assembly.